Molecule: messenger RNA, 438 nt
Organism: Chrysoperla carnea
Lineage: Eukaryota; Metazoa; Arthropoda; Insecta; Neuroptera; Chrysopidae
Exons: 1
Coding region: 1-438 (145 amino acids)
Source: RefSeq, a predicted model, not a curated record
AUGCCAGACAACGACAACCCAGAUGCGAAUAAUGGAAGACAACUUCAAGUAUCGCGAGUUUCCAUAAAAAUUCCACCAUUUUGGAGGAAAAACGUGGGUUUGUGGUUUACUCAAGUCGAAUCACAGUUCAUAACAUCCAAUAUUACAAAUGAAACGACCAAAUUCCACUACGUACUUGCUGCUAUAGAGAGUGAGAUACUCGAUGAGGUUAGUGAUUUUGUAAUAAAUCCUCCGGCAACGGAAGUGUAUACCAAAUUUAAACAAAAAUUGAUCGAACAAUUUUCGGAUUCAGAGGCUCGUAAAAUUAAAAAGCUAUUUACUGAAUUAGAACUUGGGGAUAAACGUCCAUCGACAUUACUGCGUGAGAUGAAACAAUUAGCAGGAAGCCAACUUACUGAUGAAUUUUUACGCUCAUUAUUUUUACAGCGUAUGCCCUAA